Gymnodraco acuticeps is the source of this 16336-nucleotide messenger RNA. RefSeq names its product baculoviral IAP repeat containing 6 (gene birc6). NCBI's taxonomy places the organism in Eukaryota, Metazoa, Chordata, Actinopteri, Perciformes, Bathydraconidae. The transcript has 73 exons. Gene Ontology annotation, biological process: apoptotic process; regulation of cytokinesis; negative regulation of apoptotic process. Gene Ontology annotation, molecular function: ubiquitin conjugating enzyme activity; cysteine-type endopeptidase inhibitor activity. Gene Ontology annotation, cellular component: nucleus. The coding region runs from base 238 to 15318 and encodes 5026 amino acids. The record is from RefSeq and is a predicted model, not a curated record.
GAUACGCUAGCUCCGUUUACCUAUCGUGUAACUGACAGAAAGCCUAGCCUGGAGUUCCUCAGCGCUGAUGGUGAAUAGCCACUGCUGCGGUAACGGGCGGAGGAGAAGAAGCCGCAGAAGGAGUCAGCAGUGGCAGAGGAGUAAUAGUACGCAGAUAGUCUUAUUAAAUUAACAGUAUUAUUGUAUCGUCGGAUCAUUACAAACGCCAGAAAGGAAGGGAAGGGAAAAUAAGGAAAGAUGGCGGCCGCGGCCUCGCCGGGCUCCGGCUCGUCCACCUCUUCAGACUGGAUUGUACUGAGAGACGGUUGCCUGCGUUGCGACGAGGAGGGCCUGCGAAGCCUUUCCUACCACCCGGCCCUCAACGCUAUCCUGGCCGUCACCAGCCGCGGCAGCAUUAAAGUCAUAGACGGCACUUCGGGGGCCAUUCUCCAGGCUUCAGCGUUGCACGCUAAACCUGGCGGCCGUGUCAGGUGUCAGUACUUUCCCGCAGUGGACAAGGUGCUUUUUGUGGACGACUAUGCAGUGGGAUGCAGGAAGGACCUGAAUGGCAUCCUGCUCCUGGACACAGCUCUGCAGCCUCCUGUGGCAAAGCCGGAGGACAUGGUCCAGCUGGAGCUGCCGGUCACAGAGGCCCAGCAGAUGCUGUCAGCCUGUCAGGAAAAGAUUGACGUGUCUAACACAGAGGGCUAUGAACUCUUUAUCACCCUGCUCAAAGAAGGCCUGAAGAAUACCUCACACGAGACGGCAGCCAAUCACAAAGUGGCCAAGUGGGCGACAGUGACCCUCCAGCUUCCCCACCACGUGCUGAAGCUGGUGGCCAGUGCCAUUGUCAAUGAGCUCAAGAAGAUAAACCAGAACGUAGCUGCCUUGUCUGUGGCCUCAUCCAUCAUGGACAGGCUCUCCUACCUCUUAUCAAGCGCCAGGCCUGAGCUUGGUGUGGGCCCCGGGCGCUCUGUAGAUAGGUCUUUGAUGUACAGUGAGGCCAACAGGAGGGAGACUUUUACAUCGUGGCCCCAUGCUGGGUACAGGUGGGCUCAGCCUGAUCCAAUGGCACAAGCAGGGUUUUACCACCAGCCUGCCUCAACAGGAGAUGACAGAGCCAUGUGUUUCACCUGCAGUGUGUGUCUGGUCUGUUGGGAACCUACAGAUGAGCCCUGGUCUGAACACGAGCGACAUUCUCCCAAUUGUCCCUUUGUGAAGGGCGAGCACACACAGAAUGUGCCACUGUCAGUGACACUGGCCACCAGCCCUGCCCAAUUUCCCAACAGCCCCGACAGUUCGGACAAGAUCGCCUGCUAUGGCUUCGGCAGCUGUCCACAGUUUCUGGCUGCUGCCACCAAGAGGGGAAAGAUCUGCAUCUGGGACGUCUCUAAAAUGAUGAGGGUGCACUUGAAGUUUGACAUCAAUCCAUACGACCCAGCCAUCCUGAGGCAGCUGAUUCUGUGUGGGGGGGUGGAGCAACAAAGCGAGUCUCGCAGACCAACCCUGGCCUGGCUGGAGGAGUCCUCCACCUACUCAGACCUGCCCAAGCUAGAGGGAGACAGUGAUGACCAGUUGGAGGAUUCAGACAGCGAUGAGCAUUCCCGAUCAGAGUCAUUAACCGGCCAGCAGUCCCAGUGGGAGAGCAUGGAUGUGAGCCUGGGGGUGACGUCGCUGAGUUUGCUGCAGCAGCCGGAGAAGCUCCAGUGGGAGGUGGUGGCCAGUGUGCUGGAGGACACGGUUAAGGACCUGGAGGAAUUGGGUGCCAACCCCUCACUAAACCAAGCCAAGGCCCACAGCCAGGCCAAAGCAAAGGACAAGGUGGCUGACUACCACAACAUUCCCUUCCCCUGCCUGCUGGCCGGAGGCCUGCUCAGCUACCGCCCAGCAUCCUGCACCCCCAUGGCUGGACCCCCGCCCACAGCCCCAGCUUCAACUCGCAGGACCACAGAUGGUCCACUAAGGACUCACGGCCCUGAGCCCUUUCACCCUGGGCCUCUCCAGGACCCUAUGGAGAUAGAGACCUGUAACCCCCAGAUUGCGGCCCAGGAGCAGGGCUUCUCUAACCUCGUAGGUUCCCAACCUCCCAGCCCCUCCUCUCUGCCGGCUGUUCGCAGGACUAUACCUGUGCUGCUGCUGUACAGCAUCAGAGAGGUGGACGACAAGUCCUCAGGGCAGGUGUUUGCUCAAAUGAACAAUCUAAUGAGCAAGGGGCUCCACGAGGAGGGCUUCACUGUGCCACAGAUUAUAGAGAUGGAGUUUGACACACACGAGCAGCUUCUUCUUCAGGAUCCUCCCAUCACUUACAUUCAGCAGUUUGCUGAUGCAGCAACUAAUCUUGCAGGGUUGGAUGGUCACAUGGACAAAUGGAGCACGCUGGCUGCAGCUACGGCCUCCGCCCCCCCUCGGCCAGGAGCACUUGUGCAGUGCUUGAGGCUUCCCAAACAGCUGGAAGAGGAGAACCUUUAUGUGGACUCGAUCACGCCCUGCUGGGACGGUGUGCACCUCCUGGUGGGCCUGCAGCCAUGUGGCACCGAGUCUCUGAGUGCUACAAACCAGGUGGAGGCUCUCAACAACCUGAACCGCCUGCACUCUGCACUCUGCAGCCAGCGCAAAGGAGACAGUCUACACUCAGUGGCCAAUGGGGUGGAAGGCCACCACUCAGGGGGCUCACCGCCUCAGACGCCCCUCAUUCUCCCCCCAGGAGACCAGCCGCAGCAGCAACAGAGGUCCCCAAGUAGUGGGAACGGCGGCUAUCUUGCACUCUACAAGCUCAACUACUCCACCCGGAUCGUCACCUUGGAUGAGGAACCGGUGAAGGUGCAGCAGAUCUGGGACCCUUGUGAUGCCAUCACCUCCCUCAUACUGCUGCCUCCUGAUGUGCUCGACAGCAGGGAGGACGACAAUGAAGAGGCUCCUGAGGAGGCUCUGGCCUCAGGGUCCAAAAAGGGCUCCUCUGGGUUUGGAAUGGCCCCUGCAGGCUCUGGUGGCUCUGCUGGUACUGGGACUGCAUGUGGUGCAGCGACAACCAGCAGCACUGUCACCGGCCCCUCCACCUCUGGCAUGAGCCACAAAGAGUGCAAGCGGGUGGAGGUGGCGGGCCUGGGCCACCUGGUGGUGACCACACGGGCUGGAUAUAUAAUGAUACUGGACCUGUCUACGUUGGAGGUCCUGGCCAAGGUGGAGCCGCCUAAGAAGGAGGGGUCUGCAGAGGAGACGGACCCCUUUGUCUCAGUGACCUAUUGCUCGGGGACUGACCGCCUUUGUGCCUGCACCAAAGGUGGAGAACUUCAUUUCCUUCAAAUUGGAGGUGUGUGUGACGAUCUAGAUGAUGGAGACAUGUUUAUUGAUGGCCCCCUUUCUAAAGGGGCUGAACUGCUGCUUGAGGGGGCCAAGCCCUCCUCCAACCCCUCUAGCCCUGGAAUAACAGGAGUGGACCUCCUUGUUGACCAGCCGCUGUCCACGGAGAGCCUGAUGUCACUGGUGGAGCUGACACGCUUCGAGACGUUGAUCCCCCGCUUCUCAGCCACUGUGCCGCCAUGUUGGUCGGAGGUGCAGCAAGAGCAGCAGCAGCGGCGCCACCCCCAGCACCUCCACCAGCAGCACCACGGAGACGCAGCCCAACACACACGCACCUGGAAGCUUCAGAGCGACAGCUCCAGCUGGGACGAGCAUGUGUUUGAGCUGGUGCUGCCCAAGUCCUGCAUGGUGGGUCACGUGGACUUCAAGUUUCUCCUGAAUGCCAACAUCAUCAACAUUCCUCAGAUCCAGGUCACCUUACUGAAGAACAAAGCACCCGGGCUGGGCAAAGUCAGCGAGACGGCGGUGGACAGACAGAUCUCCUUCCCCCUCUCCAGCGUCCUCCACGCUAACGGCGAGAGGAACGGACAGCCUCUGCUGCAUGACUUCACAGAGGACAUCCAGUUCAUGGACAUUGAGGAGACAUCAGGUUCCAUGCUGUGUCCAUUCCUGGAGGACCACAAGGAGGACAUCCUGUGUGGUCCAGUGUGGCUGGCCAGUGGGCUGGACCUCUCUGGCCAUGCAGGCAUGCUCAGUCUCACCAGCCCCAAGCUGGUCAAAGGCAUGGCGGGAGGCAAGUACCGCUCCUUCCUGGUUCACAUUAAAGCGGUGAGUGACCGGGGCAUGGAGGAGAGCCCCCGACCCGUGGUGAGGAUGCCCUGUGCCAAGCCCCAGGGCACCAAAGCGCACUCGCUGUCCACCCUGCUGCAGCGGGCUCAGGCCUCCAAGGAGAAGGUGUCUGCAGUGAAAAGCGAGAGCUCAGCGCCCUCGAAGAAAGUGGAAAACAUGCGAGGCUGUGACCUGCUGCAGGAAGUCUCAGUCACAAUCAGAAAGUUUAAAAAGACGUCAAUGCCCAAAGAAAGGGUCCAACGCUGUGCUAUGCUGCAGUUCCCAGACUUCCACGAGAAGCUGCUGGACGCGCUGUGUCGACGCACAGAAGUCAGCCCAGCCAAUGAGCACGCUCAGAGCCUCAUCCUCGACAUCCUGUGCUGGCUGGCUGGGGUGUUCUCUAACGGACCUUGCAGUUUAAGAGAAGGAAAAGAGGGCCUGCUGGCAAAAUCCCGGACGCGGCUAACGGAUAUUGUACGGAUGUGUUUCUUCGAAGCUGGCCGGAGCAUAGCGCACAAAUGUGCCCGCUUUCUUGCACUUUGUAUAAGCAAUGGGAAAGGUGACCAAAGUCAGCAGGGUUUUGGAGUCAGUCUUCUGAAGGCAAUGCUAGACAAUAUGCCUUAUCUGCCUGCAUCAGCUACUGGUGGAUCCGUGUUCUGGUACUUCGUGCUGCUGAACUACGUGAAGGAGGAGGACCUGGCAGGCUGCAGCACCGCCUGCGCCUCUCUGCUCACCACCAUCUCUCGACAGCUGCAGGACCGCCUCACCCCCCUGGAGGCUCUGCUGCAGACCAGGUACGGCCUGUACAGCUCUCCCUUCGACCCGGUGCUGUUUGACCUGGAGGUCAGCGGCUCCUCCUGUAGGAACGCCUUCAACAGCAGCAUCGGAGUCCAGUCAGAUGAGAUCGACCUCUCUGACAUCCUGUCAGGUAUCAGCUUUUCACACGGGAAUGGAAAGGUGAGCAGCUGUUCAGCAGCAGAAGGCAGCUUCACAGCACUAACAGGACUCCUGGAGGUGGAGCCUUUGCACUUUAGUUGUAUCUCUACUAGUGACGGCACACGGGUGGAGCGAGACGACGCCAGCCUGUUCACCGUGAGUACGUUUGGCGUGACGCCUGCGGUGGGAGGCCUGUCGUCAGGAACGGUUGGAGAAGCUUCUACAGCGCUGAGCUCUGCAGCACAGGUGGCGCUACAGUCACUGUCCCACGCCAUGGUGUCAGCGGAGCAGCAGCUGCAGGUGCUGCAGGAGAAACAGCAGCAGCUGCUCAAGCUGCAGCAGCAGGUACACACGCACGCGCAUAAGGCCAAGCUGGAGGCCAAGCUGCAUCAGACCACUUCUGCAGCCGCCUCUGCCUCCGGCGUGGGGACCAUCCACAACUCUGUGCCUUCCAACCCCUCCUCUGCCCCGGGCUUCUUCAUCCACCCCUCUGAUGUCAUCCCGCCCACACCAAAAACAACUCCCCUCUUCAUGACCCCUCCUCUCACGCCGCCCAACGAGGCGGUGUCAGCGGCCUUCAGCGCUGAACUGGCUCAUCUGUUCCCCGGUUCCAUGAUGGACCCCGGGCCCAUCAACCUGGCCGCGCACAAGAACACACAGAAAGCCAAGCCGCAGAGCCCCAUGGGAAGUGGUCUGGCUCUGGCCAUCUCCCAGGCAUCUCACUUCCUGCAGCCUCCUCCACACCAGUCCAUCAUCAUAGAGAGGAUGCACUCUGGUAUGUCGUGGAUAAGUGGAGCUCGUCGCUUUGUGACGCUGGACUUUGGUCGUCCGGUGCUGCUGACUGACGCUCUGAUCCCGACCUGCGCCGACCUGGCCUCUCUGUCCAUCGACAUCUGGACUCUGGGAGAGGAGGUGGACGGGCGCAGGCUGGUGGUGGCCACCGACAUCAGCACCCACUCCCUCAUUCUGCACGACCUGCUGCCCCCACCUGUCUGCAGGUUCAUGAAGAUCACUGUGAUCGGGCGCUACGGCAGCACCAAUGCUCGGGCAAAGAUCCCGCUGGGCUUUUACUAUGGACACACGUACAUCCUGCCCUGGGAGAGUGAGCUGAAGUUGAUGCACGAUCCUCUGCGGGGAGAGAGCGAGGCCGCCUGUCAGCCAGAUGUUGAUCAGCAUCUGGCCAUGAUGGUGGCGCUGCAGGAGGACAUCCAGUGCAGAUACAACCUAGCUUGCCAUCGGCUGGAGACGCUUCUGCAGAACAUCGACCUGCCGCCUCUCAACAGUGCUAACAAUGCUCAGUACUUCUUACGGAAGCCAGACAAGGUGGUGGAGGAGGACCAGCGUGUGUUCUCCGCCUACCAGGACUGCAUCCAGCUGCAGCUGCAGCUCAACCUGGCUCACCACGCAGUGCAGCGGCUGCGCGUCUCCCUGGGGGCCAGCCGCAGGUCGCUCCCCACAGCCGGGGCCCCGGAGGUCCAGGAGCUGGUCCACAACUCCUCCACAGAGCAGCUGAGGACCAUCAUCCGCUACCUGCUGGACACACUGCUCAGCCUGCUGCACUCCAACAACGGCCACUCUGUGCCCUCAGUGCUGCAGAGUACCUUCCAUGCCCAGGCCUGUGAGGAGCUCUUCAAACACCUCUGCAUCAGUGGGACGCCUAAGAUCCGUCUCCACGCCGGCCUGCUGCUGGUUCAGCUGUGUGGAGGAGAGCGCUGGUGGGGCCAGUUCCUCUCCAACGUCCUGCAGGAGCUCUACAACUCUGAGCAGCUGCUCAUCUUCCCUCAGGACAGGGUGUUCAUGCUGCUGUCCUGCAUUGGCCAGAGAUCCCUGAGUAACAGUGGAGUGUUGGAGGGGCUCCUGAACCUGCUGGACAGCCUGCUGUCUCCCCUGCAGCAGCCACAGGCCUCCGCCCAGCGCAGGACCGAGGGUGUUUUGGAUAUCCCCAUGAUCAGCUGGGUAGUGAUGUUGGUCUCCAGACUGCUGGACUAUGUAGCCAGUAUAGAAGAUGAGGCUGCAGGGGGUAAGAAGCACCUUGGAGGGAAAGAACGGGAGAGAUCUUUUACAGGUAUUCAGUGGAGCUUCAUCAACAACAGCCUUCAGUCUCAGAACUCCGGCAGGGCAGCUAAAGGCAACAGCAGCCUGGACCGACUUUACUCGCGCAAGAUCCGCAAACAGCUCGUCCACCACAAGCAGCAGUUAAAUCUAUUGAAAGCAAAACAGAAGGCUUUGGUGGAGCAGAUUGAGAAGGAGAAGAUCCAGAGCAACAAAGGCUCCUCCUACAAACUGCUGGUGGAACAGGCCAAGCUCAAACAGGCCACAUCCAAGCACUUUAAAGACCUGAUCCGUCUGCGGCGAACGGCCGAGUGGCCCCGCUCCACGUUGGACACGGAGUCCAGCACAGCCAAAGAAGCCCCAGAAGUAGAGCCCCUGCCCUUCACCCUGUCCCAUGAGCGCUGCAUCUCUGUGGUGCAGAAGCUGGCCCUCUUCCUCCUCUCCAUGGACUUCACCUGCCACGCCGACUUGCUGCUGUUUGUCUGCAAGGUCCUUGCUAGAAUAGCCAAUGCCACAAGACCCACGAUCCACCUGUGUGAGGUGGUGUCUGAGCAGCAGCUGGAGCGCCUGCUGCUCCUGCUUGUGGGAACAGACUUCAACCGGGGGGACAUCUCCUGGGGGGGCGCCUGGGCGCAGUAUUCCCUCACAUGCAUGCUACAGGACAUCCUAGCAGGUGAGUUGCUGUCUCCGGGCUCUCUGGAUGGCAUGGAUGAUGGUGCAUGCGGUGAAGAGGCCGGGGCCUCUUCCUCCUCAGCGGGGGCGGAUUCGGACGACUGCCUCCCCCAGCCGGCCCCCAUCCCCCUGGUAGAGAGCAUUGAUGAGGCCCUGGUGCCUGAUAUCAUUGCAGGUACUACGGGGGCAUCCUCAAUAUUCCAAAGUGCUCCACCGCUGUCCUCUUUGGAAAAAGAUAAAGACAUAGACUUUGACUUGCUACAAGACCUGAUGGAUGUUGAUAUUGAUCCUUUAGAUAUUGAUUUGGAAAAAGAUCCACUCGCGGCCAAGGUGUUUAAGCCUAUAAGCAGCACCUGGUAUGACUACUGGGGCGCUGACUAUGGCACGUACGGGUACAACCCGUACAUCGGGGGGGUCGGUAUCCCAGUGUCCAAGCCUCCAGUCGCUGUUGAGAAGCCGGGGUCACAGAGUCUGUCAGUGUCCGUGUCGCAGGCACUGGAUGCCCGGCUAGAGGUGGGCCUAGAGCAGCAGGCUGAACUGAUGCUCAAAAUGAUGGCAACUCUACAGGCCGACUCUAUUCUACAGGCCCUCUCCUCCAGCUCCUCCACAGUGAGCCAGGCCUCCAAUGGGACUGAUGACUCCCUGCUGAGGGCCCUGCAUGGGGGGGGGUCUCCUCCAGCUAGCUGCCUGAUGAUCCAGCUCUCGUCCAUCCCCAUGUUGAGCGGCUGCUUCAACAAGCUCUUCUCCAUGCUGCAGGUCCACCAUGUACAGUUGGAGUCCCUGCUGCAGCUGUGGUUAACACUCAGUCUCAACACAUGUUCCACUGGCACUGAAGAGAGCGGAUCAGACAUCUUCAUGUUCAACGCCAGCCGAGUGCCCACCAUCCCACUCAACCAGGCAUCCAUUAGCAGUUUCCUGACAGUGCUGGCGUGGUACCCCAACACCUCCCUGAGAACGUGGUGUCUGGUGCUGCACUCUCUCACCCUGAUGACUAACAUGCCAGCCUGCGGCUCCAGCAGUGGGAUGAGCUCUCAGGAAAGCACCGCCCAGCAGAUGGUGUCUGACCCCACCCUGGUUCAUGUCCUUGUGCGCUUCCUGUCUGGCAGCAGCACCAACGGGACGAGCCAGCACAGCUCUCAGGUGGGACCCACCGCCACCCAGGCCAUGCACGAGUUCCUGAGCCGCCUGCAGGUCCACCUGUCCUCCACCAGCCCGCAGAUGUUCAGCGAGUUCCUGCUCAAACUCAUGCACAUCCUGUCUACAGAGAGGGGUCCGUUCCAGGCCGGCCAGGGUCCACUGGACGCCCAGGUGAAGCUGCUGGAGUUUACUCUCGAACAAAACUUUGAGGUGGUGUCAGUAGCUACAAUCUCCUCUGUCAUUGAGUCCAUCACAUUCCUGGUCCACCACUACAUCACCUGCGCAGACAAACUGGUGUCCCGCAGCGGCUCCGACAGCUCUGUGGGGGCUCGGGCUUGUUUUGGUGGUUUGUUUGCCAACAUCAUCCGGCCAGGAGACGCCAAGGCUGUGUGCGGAGAGACGACACGAGACCAGCUGAUGUUCGACCUCCUCAAGCUGGUCAACGUGCUGGUGCAGCUGCCUCUGUCCGGGGACAGAGAGUUCAGUGGACGACUGCCGCCGACCGGCAGCGAGGCGGCUGACAGCAGCGUGUCGGACGAGGAGAAGGUCUGUGGCAGCAAAGAGAGUGUGGCUGGUGGCUCAGCGUUCAGCCAGGGGCCCCCUGCAGGGGUGGCCGACCUGGUGCUAGCCAAUCAGCAGAUCAUGAGCCAGAUCCUGUCCGCACUGGGCCAGUGCAACAGCAGCGCCAUGGCCAUGAUCAUAGGAGCCAGCGGCCUCCACCUGACCAAACAUGAGAACUUUCACGGUGGCCUCGACGCUAUCUCUGUGGGUGACGGCCUCUUCACCAUCCUCACCACCCUCAGCAAGAGGGCCACCUCAGUGCAGGUCAUGUUGCAGCCCAUCCUCACUUACAUGGCCUGUGGAUACAUGGGCAGACAGGGGUCUCUCUCCACCUGUCAGCUGUCGGAACCUCUCUUGUGGUUCAUCCUCCGAGUGUUGGAUACCAGCGAGGCUCUCAAGGCCUUCCAUGACAUGGGUGGUGUGCAGUUGAUCUGUAACAACAUGGUGACCAGCACCCGGGCCAUUGUGAACACAGCACGCAGCAUGGUGUCCACCAUCAUGAAGUUCUUAGACUCAGGUCCUGGGAAGUCAGCGGACGGCAACCUCAAAGCCAGAGUGAUGACAUCAGAGCCGGACAACGCUGAGGGACUCCACAACUUUGCUCCCUUGGGCACCAUCACAUCCAGCAGCCCCACAGCACAGCCAGCAGAGGUCCUCCUCCAAGCCACGCCCCCCCACCGACGAGCCCGCUCGGCAGCCUGGUCCUACAUCUUCCUGCCGGAGGAGGCUUGGUGUGACCUCACCAUCCACCUUCCUGCUGCUGUGUUGCUGAAAGAGCUCCACAUCCAGCCACACCUUGCCUCUCUGGCCACCUGCCCGUCAUCUGUCUCCGUGGAGAUCAGUGCUGAUGGGGUCAACAUGUUGCCGCUCUCCACGCCAGUGAUCACCAGCGGCCUGACCUACAUAAAGAUCCAGCUGGUGAAGGCGGAGGUUGCAUCUGCGGUUUGCCUGAGGCUGCACCGGCCUCGUGAUGCCAGCACGCUGGGUCUGUCUCAGAUCAAACUGCUGGGCCUGACGGCGUUCGGCAACACCUCCUCUGCAACCGUCAACAACCCCUUCCUUCCUUCUGAGGACCAGGUGUCUAAAACCAGCAUCGGGUGGCUGCGCCUUCUCCACCACUGCCUGACCCACGUCAGUGACCUGGAGGCCAUGAUGGCCAGUGCUGCAGCCCCCACCGCCAACCUGCUUCAGACCUGCGCCGCGCUGCUCAUGUCGCCUUACUGCGGCAUGCACUCUCCCAACAUCGAGGCUGUGCUGGUCAAGAUCGGCCUGCAGUCCACACGCAUUGGACUGAAGCUCAUCGACAUCAUGCUGAGGAACUGUGCCGCAUCCGGCACCGACCAUGCCAAUUUAAACAGUCCCCUGCUGUUUGGGCGACUGAAUGGCCUCUCGUCAGAUUCCACCAUUGACAUUCUCUACCAGCUGGGCACCACACAGGACUCUGGAACCAAAGACAGGAUCCAGGCUCUUCUGCAGUGGGUCCAUGACUCUUCUCGGGUGGCGGCCCACAAGAUGAGUAGCCCGAUGGGGUACACUGGCGCCGCUGCGGUCCCUUCCUCUUCUUCAUCCAGAGAGUAUGGUCUUCUCAUGCCGUCACCCUCCCACCUGCACUGUGUGGCAGCCAUCCUGUGGCACAGCUACGAGCUGCCGGUUGACUACGACCUGCCUGCACUGCUCAACAGAGAGCUCUUUGAGCUGCUGUUUAACUGGUCCAUGUCGUUGCCGUGCAACAUCGUGCUGAAGAAGGCAGUGGACAGCCUGCUGUGCUCCAUGUGUCACAUCCACCCCAGCUACUUCUCCCUGCUCAUGUCCUGGAUGGGGAUCGUCCCGGUGCCCAGCGCCAGUCACUCUCAGGCCCAGCGCCACCGCCUCUCCAUGACCGACGACGGCAAGAAGCAGCACGACGCCAACACCAGCUCUGCAAGCCUCACCGACGACUCCAAGCAUGCAAGACCCCCGGUCAAUCUGUCUGAGUCCCAGCUCACCACGCUGGCCGCUGCCUCCCAGUCUCCGGGAGCCAUAGAGCAGCUGCUGGACUCAGGCUUACCCUCGCUGCUGGUCCGCAGCCUGGCCCAGUUCUGUGUGGGUCUCCUGGCCAGCGCCGACCUGCCUCUACCCGCUGCUCAGGCCGAAAGACGACACCACCAUCACCACUACCACUCAUCCUCCUCCUCAUCCUCCUCAUCCUCCUCAUCCUCACACAGUCGACCCCCUCUGGCUGCAGAACUGGUCGCUCCAGUGCUGCGUUUCCUGACUGAAGUGGGCAACAGUCACGCCAUGAAAGACUGGUUAGGAGGACCUGAGGUGAACCCGCUGUGGACGGCUCUUCUCUUCCUGCUGUGCCACUCCAGUGCCAGUGCCGGUGCCAACGCAGGCUGUCUGCCUCUGGGCUCUGCAGCUGCGGCCGGCCCCUCUGCAUCCCAGCCCCAGGCCUCAGGCUCACGGUACUCCCUGGCGUCUUCUAUGCAGGCAGGAGGGCUGACCACACAGCAGAGGACCGCUCUGGAGAACACCACCGUGGCCUUCUUUCUGCAGUGCAUCUCCUGCCACCCCAACAACCAGCGGCUCAUGGCUCAGGUUCUCUGUGAGCUCUUCCAGUCUGCACCCCAGCGAGGCAACGUGCCGAUCUCUGGAAACAUCUCAGGCUUCAUUCGAAGGCUUUUCCUGCAGCUCAUGCUGGAGGACGAGAAGGUCACAGUCUUCCUACAGUCACCUUGUCCGUUAUACAAAGGACGCAUCAAUGCCACCAGCCACAUGAUCCAGCAUCCCAUGUACGGAGCAGGACACAAGUACCGCACCCUCCAUCUGCCCAUCUCCACCACGCUGGCUGAGGUCCUGGACCGGGUGUCUGACACACCAAGCAUUACAGCCAAGCUAAUCAAUGAGCAGAAGGAGGACAAGGAGAAGAAGAACCAUGAGGAGAAGGAGAAGAUGAAAGCAGACAGCGGCUUCCAGGACAACUACAGUGUGGUCGUGGCCUCAGGCUUGAAGUCCCAGUCCAAGCGAGCUCUUUCAACCCCCCCCAGACCUCCAUCCAGGAGGGGUCGCGUGAUGAGUGACAAGUUGACUGCUUCGUCUGGAGUGGACCCCUCAGCCAAAACCAUCAGUGUGCCUGUCUUCCACCUCUACCACAAGCUGCUUCCAGGUCAGCCCCUCCCAUCUGAGAUGACUCUGGCCCAGCUCCUGACUCUCCUGUACGACCGCAAACUUCCACAGGGCUACCAGUCCAUCAACCUGACCGUCAAACUGGGCUCCAAGGUCAUCUCCGACCCGGGCCUCUCAAAAACAGACUCCUUCAAGAGGCUGCGCACGGAGAAAGGUCCUCUGUUUGCUCUGCUUGCAGUGGACCACUGUGACAUGCUGAACAGCUGUCCUGAGGAUGAGCCCAUGACGCCAGGGGACGAAGGUCUGGACGCUGCAACGGACGAGUCUCUGCUGGAGACCAAACCCAUCCAGUCCCCGCUGCAGGUCUUUGCAGGCAUGGGGGGGCUGGCCCUCAUCGCAGAGAGGCUGCCCAUGCUCUACCCUGAUGUCAUUCAGCAGGUGAGUGCCCCCGUGGUGCCCUCCGCUACGCAGGAGAAGCCCAAGGACAGCGACCAAUUUGAGUGGGUGACCAUCGAGCAGUCGGGCGAGCUGGUGUACGAGGCCCCCGAGUCCAUCGCCGCCGAGCCCCCGCCAAUCAACAAGCAGCAGACUCAGUCAUCGUCCUCAUCCUCAGCCUCAGUGCAGACCAUGUCUCCCAUCCCGGCCCACUCUCUGGCAGCGUUCGGCCUCUUCCUGCGCCUGCCAGGGUACGCAGAGGUGCUGCUGAAGGAGAGAAAGCAUGCCCAGUGCCUGCUCCGCCUGGUGCUGGGGGUCACAGACGACGGAGAGGGCAGUCACAUCCUCCAGUCUCCGUCCGCCAACGUGCUGCCCACGCUGCCGUUCCACGUGCUGCGGGCGCUGUUCAGCACCACCCCUCUGACAACUGAUGACGGAGUCCUGCUGCGCCGCAUGGCUCUGGAGAUCGGAGCAAUCCACCUCAUCCUGGCCUGUCUGUCAGCCCUCAGCCACCACGCCCCCCGCAACCCCAACGCCAACAGCAGCGUGUCCGAGCCACAGAUGUCCAGUUGUCACGGUGGUGGCACCAGUGAGGAGCAGCAGCUGUACUGGGCUAAAGGCACUGGUUUUGGUACUGGAUCCACAGCCUCAGGCUGGGACGUGGAGCAGGCUCUCACCAAACAGCGGCUGGAAGAGGAACACGUCACCUGUCUGCUGCAGGUGUUAGCAAGCUACAUCAACCCAGCCGGCUCCAGCAGCUGCCAGAGUGCGGAGGCGUGCUCCGCAGAGAGCCGAGCCUCCAACAGCUCUGCGCUGCCCGCCGUGCUGCAGGAGCUGCUCUGCCAGUCCUGCCUCAUCCCCGCCAUGUCCUCCUACCUGCGCAACGACUCAGUCCUGGAUAUGGCUCGUCAUGUGCCUCUCUAUCGGGCGCUGCUGGAGCUGCUGAGGGCCACCUCCACCUGCACCACCCUGGUCCCUCUGCUGCUGCCUCUCUCAGGAGACCCCGAGGAGGACGAGGAUGAAGAGCACUCAGAGGGACAGACCUCUGUAGGGAUGCUGCUGGCCAAGAUGAAGACAUGCGUGGACACAUACACCAAUCGUCUCAGGUCAAAGAAAGAUAAGGGUAAAGGUGUGGUGAAGACGGACACCUCAGACCCAGAGCCCGAGGGUCUCACUCUGCUGGUGCCUGACAUCCAGAGAACCGCUGAGAUUGUGUACGCUGCCACCACUAGCCUGCGGCAGGCCAACCAAGAGAGGAAGCUGGUGGAGUGUUCGAGGAAGGUGUCCAGUCGACCCAAGCCUCUGUACGUUCUGCGCUCUGUAGAGGAGAAAUACGUGGCUGCCAUGAAGAAGCUGCAGUUUGACACCUUUGAGAUGGUCUCGGAGGACGACGAUGGGAAGGUGAUGUUCAAGGUGAACUACCACUACAUGUCUCAGGUGAAGAACGCUAGCGACACCAACAGCGCCGCCCGAUCCCGCCGCCUGGCCCAGGAGGCCGUCACCCUGUCCACCUCCCUGCCCCUCUCCUCCUCCUCCAGCGUCUUUGUCCGCUGUGAUGAAGAGAGGCUGGACAUCAUGAAGGUUCUCAUCACAGGCCCAGCCGACACACCGUACGCCAACGGCUGCUUUGAGUUUGAUGUGUAUUUCCCCCAAGACUACCCCAACUCCCCCCCUCUGGUCAACCUGGAGACCACCGGGGGACACAGUGUGCGCUUUAACCCUAACCUCUACAAUGAUGGCAAAGUAUGUUUAAGUAUCCUCAACACAUGGCAUGGGAGACCAGAGGAGAAGUGGAACCCUCAGACCUCGAGCUUCUUACAGGUUCUGGUGUCGGUGCAGUCCCUCAUCCUGGUGGCUGAGCCCUACUUCAACGAGCCGGGGUAUGAGCGCUCCCGCGGGACCCCCAGUGGCACCCAGAGCUCCCGGGAGUAUGACGGCAACAUCCGGCAGGCCUCGGUCAAAUGGGCCAUGUUGGAGCAGAUGCGCAACCCCUCACCAUGCUUCAAAGAGGUGAUCCACAAACACUUCUACCUGAAGCGGGUGGAGAUCAUGUCUCAGUGUGAGGAGUGGAUCGCUGACAUCCAGCAGUACAGCAGCGACAAGAGGGUGGGCCGCACCAUGUCCCACCAUGCUGCUGCACUCAAGAGGCACACGGCUCAGCUCAGAGAGGAGCUCCUGAAGCUGCCCUGCCCCGACGGCCUGGAGCCCGACGGAGACAACUUCCCUGAACGCAGCACGGGCCUCAAAGAGCUGCCAGGCCCCCCCGACGCAGAGAAGCCGGGGGGCAGCCAGGACAGCGAGGGCCAGCUAUGAGUCCACACCCCCCCCCAUCCAUUCCCAGCAUCACGUCCCCCCCUCCUCCCUCCUCAUGAUGAUUAUUACUCUCCAAAAGACUUGAUGGCUUCAGAGCACAAGCCACCACUUUGUCAAUAUUUGUAUGUAAAGAUCUAAUAGCAGAUAGCGGGGGGGAUGUGGGAGCCGUGAGACGAACUAUGAAGUAUGCUACGCCCUUAUGAAAACAGUCGGAAAACUUUUAUUUACCUGUAAAAGAGUGUAAACAUUUUGUGCUUUUCCAAUUGUGAAAUAACCACUGAUUGGUAUGUUAUUAAACUUGUUUAUGUAUACAUAAUGGCAGAGAAGACAUGACAGAUUAUAUAAGGGAAUGGACCUUUUAGAGAAGAAUUGUUUACUGAAUGUUAAUUUCCUUUUUUCUUUUUGACUGUUAGAGCAAGAUCAGUUGUAACCAAGGGUUUGGGUCAUUCUUUAAGCAAACUAUUUAAACAUGAGAGAAAAGAGAACAGGAUGUGAUAAAAGGCCCCGCCCGCCGGUCAUCAUUGCUUCUUCUGAUUUCUCCAGGAUCAUAGCGCUUUAAUAUCGGCUGAUGGACACAUUUUAAUGCUAUGUUAUCCCUUUUACAGGCUCCAAAUUAAAAAGCACCAUUCUCUGGAUAAACGUUUUGUUGCCUCUCAGAAAUCUCCAUGAGCGUUUUGCAUCAACAUGACUGUAGAUCGUAAGACUGUCAGAGCAUCAUGGGAAAUGUAUUCUGAAGGCUUGUGCAUGUGUUUUCUGUGCGUGUGCAACAAUCCCCAGUGAGAUACAGAGCUGUGCCUUUGAUCUACACCAUCCCACCAAAUACUCCAACAGAGUACCUUUACUGAUUUCUUUGCUAUUUCUACAAAAUUAACGAUUCUGCUCCGUCUGACAAACUGCUUUGAUCUUUUUUUAUUAUGUCAAACUUCAGUGAAAACAAAUGCACUUUCUAUUUUACUCACUCCUUAGAACAGUCACAUUCUCCUUUUGCUAGGACAUUAAAUGGAGCUUGAAGUACGGA